UAGAUUAAAAAGAAAAUACAAGAAAAUAAUACAUUAAAAUCAAAUAUAAAUUAUUAAACGUAAAGAAUCACACUCACACUAAAUUGUUAGACCUGAGAGAGGAUAAACAUUGAGUGGUGCCCAACCGGAAGUUAAAAAAAUAUAAGUUUUAUUAACGGUUUAUUUUUUCGAAAAUUUUAAUUACAAUAAAUGCAAAAAAAAAUAAGUUUACAAACACUUUAGCUUAAUAAAGAAAUAUAACUGUUUAUUUAAAUCGCGUGUUGUGGUUUAUUUAGAAAAAAAUAAAUAAAUUAAUUUAUUUGCAUACAUUAUUAUUGGUUGCAAUUUUGUGCGUGUAUUUAACAAAAAAAAAAAGGAAAUUAAAAAAGAUAUCAUUUUACAUUUGAAUACUACAUACAUAUUUACAAACUGUGGUUUCAAUAUUUGCUUUUGGAAAAAAGGAUAAUAAUUAACAAAAUUUGUUCAACAUGUUGUCAUUUGUUACAAUAAUUGCCGCCUGUCUUUGUCUAACUGUCUCAUCAGCAAGUGCCUCUGAAGAGCACUGGGGUUAUCCAGAUUAUAGCAAAAAUGAAGAAUUUCCACAUUGGGGUGGCAUGUGCGACAAAGGUAAACGACAAUCGCCUAUUAAUUUGAGUUUAAGAGGAGCCGUCAAGGGAGUUUAUGACAAAUUAGAGGGUGAAAAUUAUGAUAAGACCAUAACACAAGCAGCCUUGGUCAAUACUGGUCAUUCGGUGCAACUUUUCAAUUUCGAUUUGAAGUUAAAACUGAGAGGUGGUCCCUUGAAGAACGAUUAUGUUUUGGAGCAAGCACAUUUUCAUUGGUGGUCAGAGCAUACCAUUGAUAAUAUACGUUAUCCCUUUGAAAUGCAUAUGGUGCAUCGUAAUGUCAAGUAUGAGAAUAUGACUGUGGCCGCUCAACAUAAGGAUGGCAUUACUGUGGUGGGUGUGUUGUAUCAUGCAUCGAUGGAACGUAAUGAGGCUAUUGAUGAUAUUUUAGAUGAUUUCGAGAAGAUUAAGGAUUACGAUGACAUCAAUAAGCCCAUUAAUAUUGAGACUAACUUUGAGAUUGAGGAUCUUUUGCCGGAAAUCAAGAAUUACAUUAUUUAUGAGGGUUCCCUGACCACACCCACCUGUGCUGAGGCAGUGACAUGGAUUAUAAUGGCUGAAACUUAUCCAGUGACCAUAGAUCAGGUUGAAGCUUUCAAAGCUCUGCAAUACGAUCAAGGCAAAAACUUAAUCAACAACUAUCGUGCCAUACAAGAGACCAACAAUCGUGCCAUUAUUGUAGCCUCAAAUGAUAACCGUUCUGGUGCUGCUGCUUUCACUCUACAAACCUCCUUAAUAAGCCUUGUUUUUAUGGUAUUAUGUGCUAAAUAUUUGUACUAAUUUGUACUAACUACUCCUUUGUAGUUUAAUUUGAAAUUAAGCUCAAAUUAGCAUAAAGCUCUCUUAUUAUCUAUAUAACCAAAGAUAACCUUAAUUGUUGAAAUUAAUUGAAAAAAAAUCAAAAAAUACUAGCAAUAUAUAAAAAAAAAUAAUUUAUGUGUAGUGUGUAUUGCUGUUGUUCCUUUUUUUAUGUAACUAGAUUAAGGGUAAUCACAGUUAGUUGCUAGCAAUUACCAUAUCCAAAACUCAAAAGCUUUUUAAAAAAGCUUUAAGUUUUUAAACAAGCUUUAUACAAUUUAAAGUAUUUGGCAUUUAAUUUAACACUUGGUGCUACUACAAAAAACAUACUAAAUAAAUAAAUAUUUAUACAUGUUGAUCAUUACAAAAUAUUCACUUGAAAAUCUCUGUGAAUUCAUUAUUUCAAAGCUGGCUUUGAUUACUCUUAUUUUAUUAAUAAUUUAUAUUUACAUAUAUAUUUUUUAUAAAACUUGCAUUUUUAUCGUCAUAAAUUUAUGUCUCAAAUAUUGUUCAUGUACAUCGAUUAUUUUUAACAAAAAACAUAUAAAAUUAUAUUUAUUUUUGUCUUAAGUGUUGUUAGUGUGUAAAAUGAAAUGAAAUUUAUAUUUUUGGAAAAUUUUAUAAAGUUUUAACUAGUCAAUCAAUCAAUUAUUGUAAUAUUGAAUGUAAUAAAUUUAAAACAAAAGAAUACAUGUUAAUGAAAAACUAAUAAAAUUAGCUAAAUAAAGUUACUCAAUAAAAUAAGAA
Molecule: messenger RNA, 2150 nt
Organism: Calliphora vicina (urban bluebottle blowfly)
Lineage: Eukaryota; Metazoa; Arthropoda; Insecta; Diptera; Calliphoridae
Gene: CAH7
Product: Carbonic anhydrase 7
Exons: 5
Coding region: 468-1385 (305 amino acids)
Biological process (GO): one-carbon metabolic process
Cellular component (GO): plasma membrane
Molecular function (GO): zinc ion binding; carbonate dehydratase activity
Source: RefSeq, a predicted model, not a curated record